Messenger RNA from Magnolia sinica, 1764 nucleotides. Its product is annotated as amino acid transporter AVT1H. Bases 119 to 1555 code for a protein of 478 amino acids. Gene Ontology annotation, molecular function: amino acid transmembrane transporter activity. The transcript has 3 exons. Gene Ontology annotation, cellular component: vacuolar membrane. The record is from RefSeq and is a predicted model, not a curated record. Gene Ontology annotation, biological process: amino acid transmembrane transport. Lineage: Eukaryota; Viridiplantae; Streptophyta; Magnoliopsida; Magnoliales; Magnoliaceae.
UGUACUUACCAUCCAAAAGAUCGACCCAUCAGUGGGACGGCAAGGCGGUCCUGUGUUUAGAUUUAGAUUUGGUUAGCGGGCAGGACUCUUGCAGUAUCUGCUAACUUCGAAGUUUGAAAUGUCGGGUGGCAAGUGGGGUGCAAUCAAGAAGCUGUGGUGCUUCACUCCUGGCAAGCCGCUGCAUGUGAAUCAGGUAGUGAGUGAGUCAGUGCAAGGGGGUCGGUUCGCCUUAGAAUCGUCAAAGUGUGGGUCAUGUGUGGAGGAGAGUAAGUUGUGUACAUGUGAAGACCAAGGCAAUGUUGAUAAUCUGAAGAGGGUGAUGAACGCCAGAGAUGGUGGUGGCCACCAUGCGAAGGCUAAUAGUUCGUUUACUCACUCGGUCAUCAACAUGGUUGGAAUGCUGAUAGGCCUUGGACAGCUGUCAACUCCCUAUGCUCUGGAGAAUGGAGGGUGGACCUCAGCUUUCCUACUGGUGGGCCUUGGAAUAAUAUGUGCAUACACAUCCCACGUGAUGGGAAAGUGUCUUCAAGAGAAUGCAAAAUCGAGGGACUACCCAGACAUUGGUGAACAUGCAUUUGGAACAAAAGGAAGGAUCAUAGCAUCAACUUUCAUAUACAUGGAGAUUUUCUUAGCUUUAGUAUCCUACACAAUCUCAUUGAGUGACAAUCUCAGCACUGUAUUUUUGGGCACCCAUCUAAGCAUGCCAUGGCCUCACCUAUCUACAUCUCAGCUUCUAACGGUGAUAGCAGUUUUAAUAGCUUUGCCGAGUCUUUGGCUACGAGACCUUUCCUCAAUCUCCUUCCUUUCCUUUGGAGGCAUUCUUAUGUCUGUUCUCAUCUUCACAACAAUAGGGUGGACGGCUAUAUUCAGUGGCAUUAAAUCUAACCAAACAAUACCUGUCCUACGGCUUCAUAAUAUUCCAGCAAUAUCUGGCCUCUACAUCUUCAGUUACGCUGGCCACAUUGUUUUCCCAAAUAUCUACAAAGCCAUGAGAGAUCCCUCUAAGUUCACUAAGGUCUCAAUCACUAGCUUUACUCUGGUAACUGCACUCUACAUUUCUCUGGCCUUCAUGGGAGCUAAGCUGUUUGGCCCUACCGUAAACUCCCAAAUCACUCUCAGCAUGCCUUGCCAUCUCAUUGUUACAAAGAUUGCACUAUGGGCGACCGUACUCACGCCAAUGACCAAAUACGCCCUAGAGUUUGCUCCGAUCGCAAUGCAACUUGAGCAGAACCUUCCAUCUUCAAUGAGUUCGACGACGAGGAUGAUCAUCAGAGGUACCAUAGGGUCCGUCGUCCUAAUCGGUAUCCUAGGUCUAGCUCUCUCGAUCCCAUACUUCCAAUACGUUCUUGCACUCACGGGUUCACUCGUCAGUAUCGCGGUUUCAAUUAUUUUACCGUGUUCAUUCUAUAUGAAGAUUUGUUGGUACCAAAUCUCGAAGCCUGCCAUUGCUCUCAAUGGAGUCCUCGUUGGAAUUGGAUUCUUGUUUGGAGUGUUUGGAACCAUUUCAUCUUCAAAGUCGCUUAUAAGAAGUGUAGCAAGGGGCCACUCGACUUGAGAAUUACAACAAAUGAGUUGGACGGCUUUUCAUUUUCUCUGGCAUGGGAGCAUUUGAGGAAAUGAAGUCCUUAAUUGGUUAGAGUGAAGUACUUGCAUGUAAAGCACUUUAAAUGAAAAAGAUGCUAUUCGAGGGUGUUAAAGAUCAUGUUUUUUCCCAUAUUAUAAAUGAUCUUUUAUAUACGGAAUGAAAGGUUGGGUUUUAUUGCU